AUGGAAAACCAAAAACAUCAAAUAUUUCAAACAUCCGAAGAAGAUGAUUGUUUUAAUGACAAAGAAAUUAUGGAACGUUUAAAAGAAAAUUAUAGUGAAGAUGACGAUGACGAUGAAGGUGAAGGUGAUUUUGAUGAAAACGAAACUUGUGAAGACCAAGACGAAAAAGAAAAAAUUGAACAAAAAGAAAAUGAAGAUAACACCAAUGAAACUGACUCAGUUAUAUUAAAUCAGUGUAAUGACGAUUUUUUACAAAACGAAGAAAAAGAAAUAAAAGAGAGUGUAAUACAAGUUGCUCAGGAUAAACAACACGCGAAAUCUUAUAUUGAAAAAAUCCAUAAGAAAAAUUCUUUUUCUGAUGGAACUUUGGUUGAUGGAGGUGUUCAAGGCUCUUUACUGGAACCCACAAAUGACAAUCAAAUUGUGAUUUCUUGUUCGGAUGAAAACGAUUUAGAGAAAAAAAUAAACAAAUAUACACUAUUUAUUAAUCAAGAAGAAAUUACUACAGAACACACAAAAGACAUUUUUUACAGAACAACUGUUGUUCUUGCAGAAAAUGUUAAAAUCUUAGGGAAGAACACAUUUAAAGAUUGGAGUUGUUUAAGCACUUUCAUGCAAAGGGAUGCAUAUCUUAUGUGGGGGUUUUAUUCAAAUCCAGAAAAAGUCGAAGAAAUAUACAUUGGAAAUGGUAUCACCUUUGUGGGGGAAUCUUGUUUCCAGGGUUGUAUAGCAUUGACCAAAUUAGUAAUACCUGCGUCUGUGAAACAAAUUGAAAUGAAUGCAUGGGAAGGAUGCAGUAAUCUAACACAAGUGGAUUUCCAGUCAUCCAACACUAUUGCCACAAAGUGCUUUGGUGAGUGCGAAAAGGUAAAAGCUGUUAGAUUCAAAAUCGAUAACUCGGCAAAUGCAAUGGAUAUUUUUAAAAGAAUUAAUGGAGCAGAUUUAUUCAAAAAAAAGAAUAAUUGA
Entamoeba invadens IP1 is the source of this 966-nucleotide messenger RNA. RefSeq lists its product as hypothetical. The transcript has a single exon. The record is from RefSeq and is a predicted model, not a curated record. NCBI's taxonomy places the organism in Eukaryota, Evosea, Mastigamoebida, Endamoebidae. The coding region runs from base 1 to 966 and encodes 321 amino acids.